AUGGAGAAAAUAAUCUCUCCUUAUCAAGCAGUUUAUGUCUCAGGUAGAUUAAUCAAUGAUAACACUAUCAUUUCUCAUGAGAUAAUACACUCUAUGAAGAAGAAAGACGGACAGAAUGGAUGGUUGGCACUCAAGUUAGAUAUGUCAAAAGCUUUUGACAGACUUGAAUGGCCUUUUAUUAUGAAGAUUCUCAAGAGUUUUGAUUUCAAAUCCACAAGAGGAAUUAGACAAGGUGAUCCCCUAUCUCCUUACCUUUUUAUUCUCGCUAUGGAAUGGUUUUCAAGGACUAUGGUAGCAACACAUCACUCAAACAGCAUUCAAGGGAUCUCAGUAGCUAGAGGAGCUCCACCAAUUAAUCAUUUGCUAUUUGUAGAUGAUUGCCUCAUUUUUACUCAUGCAAAUUUAACCAGUGUGAAUAAUCUCUUACAAGUCUUGCAGGAUUUUAGUUCACAAUCUGGUCAAGUCAUUAAUUUUGACAAAUCUUCCAUUCAUUACAACAACAACACGGACCCUGGGAUUUGUGACACUUUAAGCAACAUUCUAGGUGUUCAACCUAUGAAUAAAAAUGAGAAAUACUUGGGUUCUCCAUUAAUUAUUGGCAGAUCUAAAGUGAAAGCUUUUGAAGAUAUCCAAUUGGCAUUUGAAAGAAGGCUACGGAAUUGGCAAGGCACAACUAUGCACCAGUCUGGCAGAUCCACAAUGGUUAAAGCUGUUCUUAAUUCUAUACCCAUGUAUCAGAUGAGUACAUUCAAGAUGCCAAAACAACUGCUCAAGAAACUAGAUUCUAUACAAAGGAAAUUUUUUUGGGGAUACAAAACAAACAAAGGUAUAAAUCUUAUAGCUUGGCAAAACAUGUGCUUAUCUAAAGAUCUGGGAGGAUUAGCUUUUAGGGAUCUAAAAAUGCUGAAUCAUGCUCUUCUUGCUAAAUUAGCAUGGAGAAUACGCAAUAAUUCUAACCAUCUUCUUGGAAAUUUUCUGAAAGCAAAAUAUCACAAGCAUGAGGAUUUUCUACAUCUUUAUGGUGAAAGGAGCAAUUCUUCUUGGUUUGUUUUUGUCAGUGAGCUUAUUCAGACAAACUCCAAUGAUUGGGAUAUUCAACUGCUCAACUUAUUAUUCUCUCCUGAAAAUGUAGCUAGAAUCACUAGAAUGCAGCUAUCUCUUUCAGAAGAAGAUACCCUGAGAUGGUCCCCUUCAAAAGAUGGAAACUUUUCAGUUAAAUCCACUUAUAACAAACUAAUGGAGGUAAGGGUGCAAAAUCAAGUUGCGAUAUGCACAGUUCCUAAGCCUAUUUGGAAAGCACUAUGGAAAAUGAAACUACCACACAGGGUCAAGCUCUUCAUCUGGAAGUGUCUUAAAAAUGCUAUUCCAACAAGAAACACAAAUACUGCAGAUAAUGAAUACUGGAGAUCUUUGCUGAUGUUUGGCUGCUGGGUCAUUUGGAAGGAGAGAUGCGACUGCGUUUUCCAGGAUAAAGCUCUAAACCCCAACAAUACAGUUGCAAGAAUAAAGCAUUACAUGUCUCAACUAAGUUUCAAUCAUAUUAGGGUGAAUAGCUUAGAAGGAAAUCCUAUAACUAGCACAGGGAUUCCUAACAGUAGUUCUAGGGAUGUCAAUACCGUUAAAGUCUUUGUAGAUGCUUCUUUCAAUAACUUAACUAAUGAGUGUGGCACUGGCAUGGUUAUUUGUGAUUGUACAGGUGCAGUCACAGGUGUCAAAGGAUCCUAUGCAACUGGAGUAAGAGAUUCAGAGACAGGGGAGUGCAUGGCUGUAAUGGAAGCUUUAAGCUGGAUCAAAGAGAAGGGUUUCCAGAAGAUCGACAUUGUAGCUGAUGCUGAAACUGUCGUGAAACAUAUCACUAUGGAAGAACUUUUCGUUAGUUGGGAAAAUAGGAAAAUCAUUAGAAACAUUAAGUCCAUUUUAUCUUCUUUUAAUUUUUGCUCCAUCACUCAUGUUAAAAGAGGUGGAAUUUUUUUGGCUGAUCUCAUUUCUAAGAAAACUAGAAGGGAUAAACAGUCAAUGGAAGAGUUUUAUAACUCUGCCCUUUGUAUUGAAACUUUUUUAGAAAGGCAUAUUGAGCCUUCUCAAUAA
Molecule: messenger RNA, 2088 nt
Organism: Papaver somniferum (opium poppy)
Lineage: Eukaryota; Viridiplantae; Streptophyta; Magnoliopsida; Ranunculales; Papaveraceae
Exons: 4
Coding region: 1-2088 (695 amino acids)
Molecular function (GO): RNA-DNA hybrid ribonuclease activity; nucleic acid binding
Source: RefSeq, a predicted model, not a curated record